Molecule: messenger RNA, 6632 nt
Organism: Benincasa hispida (wax gourd)
Lineage: Eukaryota; Viridiplantae; Streptophyta; Magnoliopsida; Cucurbitales; Cucurbitaceae
Product: phosphatidylinositol 4-kinase alpha 1-like
Biological process (GO): phosphatidylinositol-mediated signaling; phosphatidylinositol phosphate biosynthetic process
Cellular component (GO): cytoplasm; plasma membrane
Molecular function (GO): 1-phosphatidylinositol 4-kinase activity
Source: RefSeq, a predicted model, not a curated record
UGACUCGGUAACGGUAGAGAGAAAUUAGAAAAGAACGUGGGAAUGAAUGGAUUCACAGGGCGCGAAACUCUCUCUUUCUGCGAACGCAAAAACGAUCAUCACAAUGAUGAACAACAUGAUUCAACCGAAGAACAAUUCAAUUUGAUUCUCUCUGUUUCUUCCUCCACUCUCCCUGAAUUUGAUCGCGAUGGAAGCUUUGCUCGAGCUCUGCGAUUUGAUUGCACAAAACCCCUCUGCUUUCUUCGAGAAGAUUGCAUGGAUUUGCAGUCGUUGCCCUCCACCCGACGCCCUUCUCUCCGAUUCACCUCGCGUUUCACGAUCCCAACUCAAUGCUAUACUUGCCGUCGCUCGAUUUCUCUCUAAAUGCGCUGAUUCCGUCGAGCCCCGACCCAAGGCCGUCGUUCUCGAGUUUAUUCGCUCUAUACCUUCCUCCUUUAACCACUCCUUCUGGCCGCCGACUUACGGAAAUGAUUCCAUUACGUUGUUUUAUACCGAGUUUUUGGGCUAUGUGUCCAAAGCAACCGAAAUAACGCCGGAUUUUUCUGCAGAUGUCGCUGUCUAUACUGGUGAGGUUGUGGCGUCUGCUAUUAGUUCCGGUGGGGGGGAUUUGGGUAUUUCUAGGUCAUUUUUGAUGGUUUUUUCGAAACAUUUCCUUCCGAUUUUGCCUUCUGAUGCUAAUAAACUUGUUGAUAUGGUGAUUGAACGGUAUUUGAUGACGGGCUCUUGUGCACCGAGGGAACUGAUGCAGGGAAACUCUGAUUCUUCUGCAUCUCAUUCUAUUGACGGUUCAAGUCCUCGAAAUGAGGGGAGCCAUGAUUCGGGUUCAAGAGUUGGGGAUGAUAAUAUUUCGUCGUGGAAGAGUACUGCGACUUCGUAUGGCAGUGGGAUUUUGUGGAAGAGUAGUUCUGAUCAAUUGGGUCCAAUGUUUGGGCUCAAUGAUGGUGGUGGAGGUGGAGAAAUCUUGCUGAAGCAACAGGUUUCAAGCUUUGAAGAAGAGUCUUUGGAAAGUUUAGAGAAGCAAGCAAUUGCGUUCGAAUUGUUAGCCCACAUUUUGGAUAAAGCUCGAAUUGAUUCUUGGCUUUGGGAUCAGGUGAGAGCGAUAGCGAAGAAGCAGCUCCAGUCCCUUUUAAUUUUUGUGAAGAUUCGUAAGCGAGAUUGGAACGAACAAGGGUCCCUUUUAAAAGCCAGAAUAAACGCAAAACUCUUGGUUUAUAAAGCUGCAGCUAAAUUGAAACUUAAGAGCCUUGGUUCCCUUGAUUCUGAAGGAAAAGUGGCUAAGAAGUUGGUCUUCGAGACCUUUGCCUUAUUAAUGGAUGCUGCUGAAGCAUGCAUUCUCUCAAUUUGGCGAAAACUGAGAGUUUGUGAAGAACUUUUUAGCUGUUUACUUGCAGUACUAGGGAAAAUUGCUGUUGCUUGGAAAGGUCAGCCACUGCGUGUCUUGCUUAUCCGGCUUAAACCUCUUGUUUUAACAGUCUGUGCUCAGACCGAUCCCUCUGACAGCAGCCAUGGUGGAAUGUUUGAGACUGUCUCCAAGACAAUGUGUGAGAUAAUUGAAUCGUGCUGGACAAAGGAGCGAGCUCCUGUCGACACAUUCAUCAUGGGAUUGACUGCAAGCAUUCGUGGAAGGAAUGAUUAUGAAGAACAGGUAAACAGAGAGAAAGGGGUUCCUCCUCUUCAACUUAAUGGCAUACGUUUGUUAGCUAAUUUGAACGUUGCAGUGAAGAAGUCUGAAAUCGUGGAUAUGAUUUUACCACUUUUUAUUGAAAGCUUAGAAGAGGGUGAUGCGUCAUCUCCCUGUUUAUUACGACUCCAAUUUCUGGAUGCUAUAUCUCGCAUGGCAAGCUUAGGUUUUGAGAAGUCUUACAGGGAGACAGUUGUUCUGAUGACAAGAAGUUACUUGAGUAAACUUUCAAAUGCCGCAUCUCCUCCUCCUGAGGGAAGUGCACCGGCUCCAGAAGCAACUACUGAACGUCUAGAGACUCUUCCCACAGGAUUUCUUCUUAUUGCUAGUGGACUUACCAGUUCUAAAUUGCGUUCAGACUACCGCUACCGGUUACUCUCUCUUUGUUCAGAUGUAGGACUUGCUGCUGAUUCCAGAAAUGCAAGGAGUGGGGCAGAUUUUCUGGGGCCUCUACUUCCUGCUGUAGCUGAAAUCUGUUCAGAUUUUAGCCCUACGGGUGAUGUUGAACCAUCACUUUUGAAGCUGUUUCGAAACUUGUGGUUUUAUGUUGCUCUAUUUGGGUUAGCACCUCCAAUCCAAAAUUCUUCAGUUCCCUCAAAAGCAAUAUCCACCACAGUGAGCAGUGCGGGAAGUGUGGGAACGACUGCCAUUCAAGCUGUUAGCGGACCAUAUAUGUGGGAUAAGCGGUGGUCAUCUGCUGUUCAGCGUAUUUCUCAAGGGACUCCUCCACUUGUUGUUAGCACUGUUAAAUGGCUUGAAGAUGAAUUGGAACUUAAUGCUCUUCAAAACCCAGUUAGUCGUCAAGGAACUGCCAAUGAGAAAGUUGUUCUAGCCCAAAGAGCUGCACUUGCUACUGCUUUAGGAGGGAGAGUUGAUAUUUCUGCGAUGAACACAAUUUCAGGUGUGAAGGCCACAUAUCUUCUUGCUGUUUCUUUCCUUGAGAUUACACGUUUUAGCAGCAAUGGUGGGAUCCUCAAUGGUAGUAUAAAUGUGGAUGCUUCUAGAAGUGCCUUCAGUUGUGUCUUUGAAUAUCUUAAAACUCCAAAUCUUGUUCCAGCCGUCUUACAAUGUUUGACAGCACUGGUCCAUAGGGCAUAUGAAACUGCAGUAUCUUGGCUGGAACAACGGAUUUCUGAAAUCGGCAAUGAAGCUGCAGUUAGAAACUCAAUCCUUAACGCCCAUACCUGUUUUCUUAUAAAAAGCAUGUGCCAGAGGGAGGAUCAUAUUCGAGAAGUAGCUGUGACCUUACUAACACAGUUCAGAGAUAAGUUUCCUCAGGUUAUGUGGAAUUCAUCUUGUCUGGAUUCCCUUCUCUUCUCAAUGCAUAACCACUCGCCAACUACCAUUGUUAAUGAUCCUGCAUGGGUAGUGACUGUUCGUUCAUUAUACCAGAAGGUUGUUCGGGAAUGGAUUAUCAGAUCACUUUCACAUGCUCCUUGCACUAGCCAGGGUCUCUUACAGGAAAUGCUUUGUAAAGCAAACACUUGGCAGAGAGCACAACAUACCCCAGAUGUGGCCUCUCUUUUAUCUGAGAUACGAAUUGGUACAGGUAAAAAUGACUGCUGGAGUGGCAUACUACAAACAGCAAAUAUUCCUGCAGUCAUGUCUGCGGCGGCUGCUGCUUCAGGAGGGAACUUAAAUUUGACAAAAGCCUUUAAUUUGGAGGUGCUCAGUACAGGCAUAGGAAGUGCAACAGUUAAGUGCAACUAUGUGGGUGAGAUUGCUGGAAUGAGAAGGCUGUAUAACACCUUUGGUGGGUAUCAAUCUGCUGGUGCAGCACCUACUGGUUCUGGAAUUGGUAUUGGCCUUCAGAGGUUGAUAACGGGAGCAUUUCCACAGGACCCACAGGGUGAAGAUGAGUCAUUCAAUGCGAUGUUGCUCCUAAAGUUUGUCCAGUCACUCCAGAAAUUUGUUAACAACGCAGAGACAGGUGGAGAGAUUGACAAGUCACAAUUUCAUGAAACUUGUUCCCAGGCAACUGCCUUCCUUCUAGCAAAUUUGGGUACUGAUUCAAAAUCCAAUAUAGAGGGCUUGUCACAACUUCUACGCCUUCUCUGUUGGUGUCCAGCUUAUAUUUCUACGUCUAAUGCAAUGGAAACUGGUGUAUUCGUUUGGACAUGGUUAGUAUCUGCUGCACCUCAACUGGGAUGUGUGAUUCUUGCUGAACUGGUUGAUGCAUGGUUAUGGACAAUUGAUACAAAACGAGGUCUUUUUUCUUCAAGAGAAGCUUUUUCAGGACCUACUGCGAAAUUAAGACCCCAUCUUUAUCCAGGAGAUCCAGAAAUGCCACCUGAAAUUGAUCCUGUCGAACAAAUAAUUGCUCAUAGACUAUGGCUUGGAUUCUUCUUUGACCGCUUUGAGGUUGUCAGAUACCAAAGUGUUGAGCAGCUAUUGCUCUUUGGUCGUUUGUUACAGGGGAGCAUAGAGCUCCCAUGGAAAUUCUCACACCAUCCUGCAGCUACUGGUUCUUUUUUCACUUUAAUGUUUCUAGGGCUCAAAUUUUGCUCCUGCCAGUCUCAAGUCAAUUUGCAGAAUUUUAAAAGCGGGCUUCAGCUUCUAGAGGACAGGGUUUAUAGGGCAUCUUUAGGGUGGUUUGCUUUUGAACCUGAAUGGCAUGAAAUAAAUAGUACGAACUUUGCCCAGAGUGAGGCUCAAUCUGUUGCUUUGUUUGUUCAGUACCUAUCAAAUUACCUUAAAGAUGGUUCACAAAUAGAUGUAAAAGGACAAGUACGAGAGAAUGGGAACUCGGUUGACCUGAACUCCUGUCACCCAGUCUGGGGUCAGAUGGAGAAUUAUACUGUGGGCAGAGAAAAACGGAGGCAACUACUGUUGAUGCUAUGCCAGCAUGAAGCAGAUAGGCUAGAAGUUUGGGCCCAACCAGUUAACACCAAGGAAACUACAUCCUCUCGACCAAAAAUAAGCUCAGAGAAGUGGGUUGAAUAUGCUAGGACCGCCUACUCUGUAGAUCCUCGGAUUGCAUUUUCUCUAGUUUCGAGAUUUCCAGCCAACGUAACACUACGGGCUGAAGUGUCUCAACAAGUACAGUCUCACAUAUUGGAUAUCCGUUACAUACCUGAAGCAUUGCCAUAUUUUGUCUCCCCAAAGGCUGUUGAUGAAAAUUCAGUGCUUUUACAACAAUUACCUCACUGGGCUGCCUGUUCAAUCACACAAGCCAUUGAGUUCCUUGCUCCUGCAUACAAGGGGCAUCCUCGUGUUAUGGCUUACGUACUUAGGGUUUUGGAGUCAUAUCCACCAGAACGAGUAACCUUCUUCAUGCCACAGCUAGUUCAAGCUCUGCGGUAUGAUGAUGGAAAAUUAGUUGAAGGAUACUUGCUUAGAGCAGCUCAGAGAAGUGAUUUAUUUGCUCAUAUUCUUAUUUGGCAUUUACAGGGUGAGACUUGUGAGCCAGAGAUGGGGAAAGAAGCCACCUCUACAAAGAGUAAUUCGUUUCAAGCGCUAUUGCCAGUUGUUAGGCAGCAUAUUAUUGACGGUUUCUCUGAGAAAGCCCUUGAUGUGUUUCAAAGAGAGUUUGAUUUCUUUGACAAAGUUACUUCCAUCUCUGGUGUUCUCUUUCCCCUCCCCAAGGAUGAACGUCGUGCUGGUAUUCGAAGGGAAUUGGAGAAGAUUGAAAUGAAUGGUGAUGAUCUCUAUCUACCUACUGCACCUAGCAAGCUUGUAAAAGGAAUACAGGUAGAUAGUGGAAUACCCUUACAAUCCGCAGCAAAAGUUCCUAUUAUGAUUACAUUUAAUGUGGUUGAUCGUGAUGGGGACCCUAAUGAUGUAAAGCCUCAAGCUUGCAUCUUCAAGGUCGGAGACGAUUGCCGUCAAGACGUCCUUGCAUUACAAGUUAUAGCGCUUCUUAGAGAUGUAUUUGAGGCUGUUGGGCUUAAUCUCUAUUUAUUUCCCUAUGGUGUUCUCCCAACUGGCCCUGAGAGAGGUAUAAUUGAGGUGGUCCCCAAUGUCCGAAGUCGGAGUCAGAUGGGUGAAACAACUGAUGGGGGUUUGUAUGAGAUAUUUCAACAAGACUACGGGCCUGUUGGCUCCCCCAGUUUCGAAGCAGCCCGCGAAAACUUCAUUAUCAGUAGUGCAGGUUAUGCAGUAGCCAGUCUUUUACUUCAACCGAAGGAUAGACACAAUGGGAAUCUUCUUUUCGACAAUUUGGGGAGGCUUAUUCAUAUUGAUUUCGGUUUUAUACUGGAAACUUCCCCCGGUGGUAAUAUGCGUUUUGAGAGCGCACACUUCAAGCUGAGUCACGAAAUGACCCAACUACUCGAUCCUUCUGGGGUGAUGAAGAGCGAGACCUGGAACCUGUUUCUCAGCUUGUGUGUGAAGGGUUACCUAGCUGCACGUCGUUACAUGGAUGGGAUAAUCACAACCGUGGCACUGAUGUUAGACAGUGGCCUGCCCUGCUUCAGCCGAGGUGAUCCAAUCGGAAACCUCCGAAAGAGAUUUCAUCCUGAGAUGAGCGAGCGUGAGGCUGCCAACUUCAUGAUCCGUGUUUGUGUUGAUGCUUACAACAAAUGGACCACGGCUGGGUAUGACUUGAUACAAUACCUUCAGCAAGGCAUUGAGAAGUAAAAGGAAAAAAGAGAGGUUCUUUGGGCUGGCUGGCUGGACAUCAUAAGAAGGUUCGGUCUCAUCAUUAAUAGAAAACUUUCGUGUCUUGUUAGACCAAAAUUUUCAAGGAAUCUUCAAGGAAUCUUGCUUUUUUGAAUCUUUGGAGGGGACUGUAAGUAAACUGACAUUGUGCCAUGUGAAUUUACAGUGGGAUUCCCAUGGCCAUUUUAUUCGAUUUUAAUUUUUGAUUGUUUGUCUUUUUCGCCUUUUCUUGUCAUGUAUUUGAGUUUUUUAUUUUGUGUAUUAACGAAAUUCUGUAAUAAUUUUGUAAAGUAUUGCUUAAUUCGGUAUUACGAAAGAGGAGCUACAUAUCAGUUACCAUAAAGCAUUUGUU